Molecule: messenger RNA, 1723 nt
Organism: Ruditapes philippinarum (Manila clam)
Lineage: Eukaryota; Metazoa; Mollusca; Bivalvia; Venerida; Veneridae
Product: three prime repair exonuclease 2-like
Exons: 2
Coding region: 81-899 (272 amino acids)
Biological process (GO): DNA catabolic process
Cellular component (GO): cytoplasm
Molecular function (GO): 3'-5'-DNA exonuclease activity; nucleic acid binding
Source: RefSeq, a predicted model, not a curated record
UUGUCGCCACCUUUCAUGUAAAGCGUUUCAAUGAAACGAUUUGAAAAUACAUUUAUUUCAAUUGUUUGGCGGAAGUAAUAAUGGCAACUACACGCGACAAAGCCAACCGAGUAAAAACUUACGUGUUUCUUCAUUUAAAUACAACAUGUUUACCGGAAGACGACCCUUGCAGAAUCACGGAGAUAUGUAUGAUGGCAUUAGAUAGAAAAAGUUUUAAGGAUACUUUAAAAUAUGAUGGACAUGGUAGACCAUUGUUACCGCGAGUUGUCAAUAAACUUGUGUUGUGUUUAGAUCCAGAUGCCGACCUUACAGAGAAAGCACAGGACAUAUCAAAACUGAGCGAAGAGCUACUGUCGAAACAGCAGGUUUUCACAACGUCCACUGUUUCCUUAAUUAAGUCGUUUUUAGAUCACUUGAAAAAGCCAUACUGCCUGAUUGCACACUUCGGCAAUGGGUUCGAUUUUCCAGUCCUGAAAAAUGAGCUUGAAAGAACAGGUGAUUUUGAGGAAUUUGCAAACAUGUUUUGUGCCGACAGUCUUAAUGCAGUAAGGGAGCUAUCUACGCAAAACGAGCCUUCUGAUAUACAUAGAGUUUCGACCAAAAGGAAGGCAAGUGAUGCUGCAAAACCAUCAUUGAAACGAUCGAAAACUGAACCCGAAAAAGCGCGGGAACGAGUAACAACUGGAGGAUUAAAGACGAUUAAGUCAUUACCGACGAAUCUUCCUUCAGCUAGCCGAUCGUUCAAAGCAAGAGAGUACUUUGAAGAAUUGUUUGGAGACGUGCCUGAAAACUCACAUACUGCCGAAGGAUACUGCAAAGCUUUAGUUCACAUUCUCCAAAAAACAUCCGGUUUCCCUAAAUGGGUGGAUAGAAAUAAAACGAAAAUGGCAGAUUUUUGAAAAUGAAAAUGAAUAAUAAUCUUAAAAAUUGUAAAUGUAAGAAGUAAUUGUGUACUGUAUUCCAAUGUUAACUUUUAACAUGCUUUGCUAACUGUAUAAAGCUAGGCUGUAUACUCAUUUUUAUUCCCUGCCAUGAAAAUUAGAGGAUGGGGAUAGUCUGCUACACUUCCUUUUUGUAUUUUGAUAUUGAAUGUCAAAUGGAAUGUUGUCAAUUCAAAUCCAUUAUAUUAAGUGAACAAUGAAGGGUCAACACUCUUUGUAAGACUCAUUUCGGCUCGAGUCUCUAGACACACUAUAAUUAUGUAAGAUAUGAAAACUUUAAGAAGAAAAGACAGAGCAUAAGUAGAAAGUUACUACAAAAAAAGAUAUUUAAUGACUUAAUUUAGAUAUUUCAUACAGAACUCUUAAAAUGGAUUGUGAUGAAAAAUACACUUGUUUGUUAUGACAUAUCGUCUUUUGCAUUUUUGUUUUGUUUGUUAUCAUUUGUCUUAAUAUUUUGGCCAUUUUAGAUACUUUGUAUUUGUCAUUGUUCAGCUUCUUCUAACGUGGAUUAAAUUCUUAUUUUAUAAUGAUUUCUAAACGUUUUCUAUGGUAUUUUUUUAUAACGUAGUACAUUUAUGUACAGAAAAGUCCGCACACAUUUGUUGUAGUUGUGUUUCUUGUUGAGAAUUUUCUCAAAUCCAACGCCAUAGCUUACAUGGUCGGACAUUGUUUUACUACCAUACGGUCCUAUGGUCUUCAAUUGGGUUUGCUGACUGUAUUUUAUAGAUCUAUCGUGUAAAACAGGCUCCGUAAUUAGCUGUUCUGUCAGCUUCCCCUUUCCC